AUGUGUUCCACAUUUUCCUUCGCAGGAAAGACUUACAUUGGAGAGAGCAAUGGAAGAAUUCGGUGUCGAAAAUCUAUGGUCACAGCAGCAAAAGCUCAAGUGAUUACAGCUCCCAAGCAUAGAAGCAGGCCUGUUUUUCCUCAGCUUUCAAUUCAAGGCAUUCCUCUUGCUGAUUUACAAGUGCAAGAAAUCGUUCAAAGGCAGUCUCAGACUUAUAGUGUGGACGGGGAAGGCGGCCGGAGCAGGCCGCAGUUUAACCCUAGCUUCCUUGAAGAAGCAUAUGAGAGGUGCAAGAACCUUUGUGCAGAAUAUGCCAAGACAUUCUAUCUAGGCACUUUACUUAUGACAGAAGAACGUCAAAAGGCGAUAUGGGCAAUCUAUGUCUGGUGUAGGAGGACAGAUGAACUAGUGGACGGCCCGAAUUCCGGCUACAUGACCUCAGAAGUUCUUGAUAGAUGGGAACAAAGAUUAGAAGACAUUUUCGAAGGACGGCCUUAUGACAUGCUUGAUGUUGCGCUAACUCAUACUGUUUCCAAUUUCCCUUUAGACAUCAAGCCUUUUCGGGACAUGAUCGAGGGUAUGCGAACAGACACAAUAAAAUGCCGAUACCAAAAUUUCCAAGAGCUCUAUCUUUACUGCUACUACGUGGCAGGGACAGUUGGCCUAAUGAGUGUUCCUGUAAUGGGAAUUGCACCAGAUUCUCUGAUUUCUGCACAACGUACAUAUGAUUCUGCAUUAUAUUUGGGCAUAGGAAACCAACUCACAAACAUCCUUAGAGAUGUUGGAGAGGAUGCAAUGAGAGGGAGAGUUUAUCUUCCCCAAGACGAGCUUGCACAGUUUGGGUUGUGUGAUAACGAUGUUUUUUCAAGAAAGGUGACUAAUCAAUGGAGAGCAUUCAUGAAAGAACAAAUUGCAAGAGCAAGGUUUUAUUUCAACCUAGCAGAAGAAGGAGCUUCUCAGCUUGAUAAGGCUAGCCGUUGGCCGGUAUGGUCAUCUUUACUGAUAUAUCGAAACAUAUUGGACGCAAUCGAAGACAACGAUUACGAUAACUUGACAAAAAGAGCAUACGUAAAGAGUGCCAAGAAACUUCUCAUGCUGCCUUUGGCAUACACAAGAUCUCUAUCAACGCAUUUCUUUGAUGUCCCAAUAACAAAAACAUGAAGUUAUACAUCAAAUUACUCAGACAUGUUUUGCGUGUGUUCGAGCUGUGUAUAAAUUGUGUACAUUUUUGCUCGAUAUA
Pyrus x bretschneideri (Chinese white pear) is the source of this 1240-nucleotide messenger RNA. Its product is annotated as phytoene synthase 2, chloroplastic-like. Gene Ontology annotation, biological process: carotenoid biosynthetic process. Gene Ontology annotation, molecular function: geranylgeranyl diphosphate synthase activity. NCBI's taxonomy places the organism in Eukaryota, Viridiplantae, Streptophyta, Magnoliopsida, Rosales, Rosaceae. The transcript is spliced from 6 exons. The coding region runs from base 1 to 1161 and encodes 386 amino acids. The record is from RefSeq and is a predicted model, not a curated record.